This is a messenger RNA of Panicum virgatum (switchgrass), 899 nucleotides long. Its product is annotated as reticulon-like protein B8. Bases 70 to 720 code for a protein of 216 amino acids. The record is from RefSeq and is a predicted model, not a curated record. NCBI's taxonomy places the organism in Eukaryota, Viridiplantae, Streptophyta, Magnoliopsida, Poales, Poaceae. The transcript has 5 exons.
UGCAUCAUGCCGGCUAUAAGAAGUUGCCGUCCUGAGUUGCAUGGGUGAUCACAAAAUCAACCAGAAAUAAUGGCGACGACGAUGCAGGGACACAGCGGACCCAGGCUCUUCGGCCGGGAGAGGACGCUCCACGCGGCGCUGGGUGGCCGGAGAGCGGCGGACAUCAUCCUGUGGAGGGACAAGAAAGCGUCGGCGUCCAUCCUCGCGGCCGCGACGGCGGCGUGGGGUCUGUUCGAGGUGGCGGAGUUCCAUUUCCUGACGCUGGUCUGCUACGCGGCCAUGGUCGGCAUGCUCGUCUUCUUCGUCUGGACCAACGCAUCGUCGUUCUUCAACCUGCCGGUCCCUCGAGUGCCUGACCCUGAGACGCUCCUGUCGGAGAGGGCGACCAGGCAAGCGAUCCAAGGCGCGCACAGGAGGCUGUCCAGGUUGGUCCAGACGCUCUACGACAUCGCCUGCGGCAAGGACCUCAAAAUGUUCAUCCUGACGGUGUUGUCGCUGUACAUCGCGUCGGUGGUCGCCGACUGCUUCAGCUCCCUGACGCUCCUCUACCUCGUGGUGCUGGGCGCGAUGACGCUGCCGGCGCUGUACGAGCGGUACGACAGCGAGGUGGAUCACCUGGUGGCGCGAGGCGUGCACGACCUGCGGACCCACUUCGCGGACAUGGAUUCAGGCGUUCUCAGGAAGAUCCCGAGGGGGGCAGGCGCUGCAGCAGCCAAGUGAGAUGGAGAUCGAGCAGUGAGGAGGGCCCCGGCUGAAAACACGGCGCCAUCUGAUGUACUGAAACCGAAACUGGUCGAUCGAUACAAAGUGUAUCGAGCACCACGGAUGAGUAGCAGUAUACAAGUGUAUGUACUAAGUGUAUAGCUCAAACUGAAUGAAGAGCACAUGUCAAACUGACC